This is a messenger RNA of Drosophila suzukii, 631 nucleotides long. The record is from RefSeq and is a predicted model, not a curated record. NCBI's taxonomy places the organism in Eukaryota, Metazoa, Arthropoda, Insecta, Diptera, Drosophilidae.
CAUUAAAAAAACUACGUUCUCUCCGAGUAUCUAGCUGCAACAUCACUAAACCAUUUCAGAAUGAUGGUUUGUCAUUUCCACUUUUGGAAAAGCUUAGAGUCGAUAAAUGCAAUAUAAUUCAAAAGUUUCCCUUCUUUCCAAUGCUAAAUAGUGUGAAGAUAGAAAACUGCCACGAAUGGUAUAACCACGAUCAUGAAGCUUGGUUACUUAAGCACGGAAACACAUUGCAAGAAGUAGUAUUGCAGGUUAAUAAGUUUUGCGAACCCAAAAUGCUUUCAUUGCUAAGAAGCUGCAGGAAGUUGAGAUAUCUUUAUGUGCAACCAAAAGUCUUUUACACUAUUUCAAAAACAGGCAUGUCCUUGUUUGUUGACAUUUUAAAAGAGAGAGGCUUCACUCCAGACAACCCAUUUAAACUGACAAUAAUAGGAAAUGCACUCUGUUGGGACGACGACCAAGAUUUACUUGAAUCGGCAAAAGUGUUUGAGGAAGAGCCAACCUCAGAGCUGUUACGUUGCACGAGUUACAUGACUGAUGUCACCUUAUUCUAAUGAGAAAAAUUAUUAGAGACGAUGGUUUUAAUUUCUGUAUCUAAUACUUUGCACAUAUAUUUGUUAGCUUUUUGCUAUACCCG